AUGUUCUACAGUCAUGAAAUUCUCACAAGCCAGGCGUAUGGUGUGGCGACCGUCUGGGUCUAUUCGCAGCAGUGCCACUAUGUCCUCUCGGAUGCUGAGAGGGUACAAGCCCACAUGAGGGCCUUCUACAGCGCGCUGACUGGGAGCGAUAACGCCCUCGACCCUCGCGCCGGAAAAUCGAAACGGACGGAGCUGAUGCUGGAGGACGAUCCGGAGUUCGAUCUAAACCCUAACCUGCCUGCCUUCCAUUUUGACGAUGACGGUAAUUUAGUCGUUCCGCAGGGCAGCCAAAGCCAAGCUUCUCGCAAGACCUCUUCUCAACUCUCGCCCCUGCAGCCUGAUGGUUCUUUCUCUAGUUCCAACCGCUCAAUCCUCGGUGGUUUCGACCUCUCUCAGUCACCAUUUGGGGGUGGAAUACUUCCAGAGCCAUUCGGGACAGGGACAAUGACGCCCAACAAGGGGAAUGACGGCUUGAUGCCACUCGCCGAAGAGGAGCGAGAACUGCAAGCCCUCGAUGACUGGGGUUUCGAGAUCGACGCUGACGGCAAUAUCAUACCGGCCUCGGAUGAACCGCAGUUGCCGCGGCUCCCACACCUAGAAGAACAGGAAGGUGCAGGUUCUACCCAACAAGCCGGGAUUGUUCAGUUUGACGACCAAGGCGACGUGAUCAUGAGCGACCGCGGCCAUGUAUUUCACUCAGACCCACCUCUUCCGGUGCUGGAGGAGUUGGAGGAGAACCAGGCGCAGAAUCAAGAACAGCAGCUGGGACCGGAGGAGCAAGAAGUUGCGGUCGAAGAGGAAGCCAGCUCUGGCAGUGCUCCGGUGCGCGUCCAGCGGAAACGGCGCCGUCCGAUCCUGGCACCCGAUGAUCAAACCAAAAUCACACGGCAGGAACUCAAGGCCUGGUCCACGAAUUACCUCGCCAACGCCGAGCAGGCAAGCCAGCCGCGCCAUAGUGUCACAGCCGCCGAAGCCCGCAAAAACGCGUUCAACCUCGUCUUCGGCCGCGGCAUCGCAGGCAUCGGUUUCCCGACCGGCAUCCCGGGCCUCCCGCAUCCCCUGGCACCGCACUUUUCCGGCGAGGGCUUGCAAGCUCGCCUUCUUGGUAUUAUAAUCUCGAACUCUGAUGGCGAGGAUAUUGAAGCCCCUCGCGGCCGCCGCCGUUCAGCCCUGGAAGCCCUCGAGAUAGACCAAGACGGCGAGCGCCGCGUCCGCCGGCGGCUUAGCGAGGACGAAGACUCGCAACACGCUCAGCCGCAGCCCGAAGACGACAACAUCCUCCUCCUGCAAGGCGACGAAGACCUCCCGCCCGUGGAGAUAGGUAGGCGCGCAGAGUCCGCCCUGCCCGACAUCCCCUCCGAUGUACCCUGGAACCGCCCCUCCUCCCAGAUCCCGAGCUCCUCCAUCAAGGGAGCAGGGAGCCGACCGCCCAGCCGCCAGGUCAGCGCCAGCCCACUCCACGGGCGCGGCAGCCACCUCAUCCCGGGCCCAGAGAUUGAGCGCUUCAGCGAUGGUCCCCAACCCUUCCUAGGCUCUGAUGGUUUCGGAUCUGACUUUGCCGCGCUGCACUCCGGCCCAGCCGGCAGCCUCGCCAGCGGCCCUCUCCACCCCGACCAGUUCGUCCUCGGCAGUGGCGGCGGUACCCAAAACACCUCCCAGAUGAUGCGCACCGCGCUGGAUCGCGAGGGGCGCAACUUCCUCGACUAUGUCGAAUCCGUCGCCCGCGACAAGGGCGUGCCCGACGAGGAGGGAGUCACCAGCAGCAGCAGCAGCCGCAGCCGUGGUGCCGGGAAUGCCGGCAACAAUGGAAGGCAGUGGGUGGAAUUCGAAACCCUCUUCGAGGUAGAGGACCAGAAGCGUGCCGUGGUGGCCCAGGCCUUCUACCACGUCCUAUCGCUGGCCACCAAGAACGUUAUCAAGGUUAAGCAAGAUGGGCAGGGUGGUUUACACCCGUUCGGCACGAUCCGGCUUGGGGUGGAGUUGCCCGUUGUGGGUGGUGGCAGUGCAGAGGUGCUGGAGGGGAUUGGCGGUGACGACGACGACGAGAUGAUGUGA
Chaetomium globosum CBS 148.51 is the source of this 2055-nucleotide messenger RNA. RefSeq lists its product as uncharacterized. Gene Ontology annotation, molecular function: chromatin binding. The coding region runs from base 1 to 2055 and encodes 684 amino acids. Lineage: Eukaryota; Fungi; Ascomycota; Sordariomycetes; Sordariales; Chaetomiaceae. Gene Ontology annotation, biological process: mitotic sister chromatid cohesion; replication-born double-strand break repair via sister chromatid exchange; synaptonemal complex assembly. Gene Ontology annotation, cellular component: cohesin complex; synaptonemal complex. The transcript is spliced from 4 exons. The record is from RefSeq and is a predicted model, not a curated record.